AUGGCUGCUGUGGGUGGUUCCUCCAACUGCCCACCCCCUCCUCCUCCUCCUCCUCCUCCUCCCAACAACAACAACAACAACAACAAGCCGGAGAGCCCCUCCUUGCCUGACACCAGUGAACGAAGACAUGAUGCGGUCCAGGAGGUCCCUGACCUGUUUGAAGCCUCCUUGCCCGACACCAGUGAAGACACACAUGAUGAUGAAGAGGCCCCUGACCUGUCUGAAGCCUCCUUGCCUGACACCAGUGAAGACACACAAGAUGAUGAAGAGGCCCCUGACCUGUCUGAAGCCUCCUUUCCUGACACCAGUGAAGACACACAUGAUGAUGAAGAGGCCCCUGACCUGUCUGAAGCCUCCUUGCCUGACACCAGUGAAGACACACAUGAUGAUGAAGAGACCCCUGACCUGUCUGAAGCCUCCUUGCCUGACACCAGUGAAGACAGACAGGAUGAUGAUGAAGAGGCCCCUGACCUCUCUGAAGCCUCCUUGCCUGACACCAGUGAAGACAGACAGGAUGAUGAAGAGGCCCCUGACAUGUCUGAAGCCUCCUUGCCUGACACCAGUGAAGACAGACAGGAUGAUGAAGAGGCCCCUGACCUGUCUGAAGCCUCCUUGCCUGACACCAGUGAAGACAGACAGGAUGAUGAAGAGGCCCCUGACCUGUCUGAAGCCUCCUUGCCUGACACCAGUGAAGGCAGACAUGAUGAUGAACAGGCCCCUGACCUGUUUGAAGCCUCCUUUCCUGACACCAAUGAAGGCAGACAUGAUGAAGAGGAGGUCCCUGACCUGUUUGAAGCCUCCUUUCCUGACACCAAUGAAGGCAGACAUGAUGAAGAGGAGGUCCCUGACCUGUUUGAAGAACAGAUGCACAGGCAGUUUGAGAAUAUGAACCUGCUGGACCAAGUAGAGUUACUGGCACAGAGCUACAGUUUCUUGGAUCAUCUAGACGAUUUUGAUGAUGAUGAUGAUGAUGAUUUCGACGAUAUUGACAUUGAACCUGAACAGCUUCAGAUUACUGGGGACAGUGAUGAUGACCUUGAGCUUCAGGGUGCUGCAGCUGCCCCUGACCAAAUCUUUUUCACCGAUGAUGACUGCCUUGAUGACCUUCCUGAGAAGUUUGAUGGCAAUUCUGACAUGCUGGGUCCUUUCAUGUACCAGUGCCAGCUCUUCAUGGAAAGGAGCAACAGAGAUUUCUCAGUUGACCGUGUCCGUGUAUGCUUCGUGACAAGCAUGUUGAUCGGCCGUGCCGCCCGCUGGGCUACUGCCAAGUUGCAAAGAUGCACUUACCUGAUGCACAACUACACUGCCUUUAUGAUGGAGCUGAAGCAUGUCUUUGAAGACCCUCAGAGACGUGAAGCUGCCAAACGCAAGAUCAGACGUCUGCGCCAGGGCCCAGGACCUGUAGUGGACUACUCCAAUGCAUUCCAGAUGAUUGCCCAGGACCUGGACUGGACUGAACCUUCUCUGAUGGAUCAGUUCCAGGAAGGCCUCAACCCAGAAAUUCGGGCAGAGCUGUCUCGCCAGGAAGCCCCCGAUAGCCUGGCUGCUCUGAUCACUGCAUGUAUUCACAUCGAGAGAAGACUAGCCCGUAAUGCUGCUGCUACUAACAAGCCUGACUCACCGAGGGCCUUGGUGAUGCCUCCAACCAACCAGUCUGAUCCCACUGAGCCCGUGGGAGGUGCCCGCAUGCGCCUGACCAAGGAAGAAAAGGAAAGACGCCGCAAAAUGAACUUAUGUCUGUACUGCGGUAACGGAGGCCAUUUCGCCGACACCUGUCCAGCGAAAGCCUCCAAAAAUUCGCCGCCGGAACUCCCCGGCCCCGCUGUAGGGGGACCUUCAGCGACAGGGCCAGAAAGAAUAAGGUCCCCACCCUCCCAGGCUUUGACUCCGCACCUACAAGUGAUGCUCCAGAUCCAUGUCCCAGGCAGACACACCCUGUACGUCCGGGCUAUGAUUGACUCUGGUGCAUCUGGCAACUUCAUCGAUCAAGACUUCGUUAUUCAAAAUGCAAUUCCUCUAAGAAUUAAAGAAUGGCCAAUCAUGGUGGAAGCUAUUGAUGGACAUCCAAUUGCCUCGGGUCCAAUCAUUUUGGAAACCCACCACCUGAUAGUUGACUUGGGAGACCACCGUGAGAUACUGUCCUUUGACGUGACUCAGUCUCCAUUCUUUCCCAUUGUCCUGGGAAUUCGUUGGCUGAGCACACAUGACCCUCACAUUACCUGGAGCACUCGCUCCAUUGUCUUCAACUCUGAUUACUGCCGAUUUCGCUGCCGGAUGUUUUCGCAGAUACCUUCUGCUUUACUGUUUCCAGUACCACAUCCGCAAUUGCGUCAGCACAUACUUCAGCAGAUGCAGCAGCAUAUGCAUCCACAUUUGCAACAGCAUUUGCAGCAGCAUAUGCAUCAGAAUUUACAUCAGCAUCUGCAUCAGUUUCUACAUCAGGAUCCUCGUCUGUAUCUGCAUGCGGAUCUACAUCACCAUCAGCAUCCGAAUAUGCAGCAGCAGCAUCCAAAUAUCCAGCAGCAGCAGCCAGACAUGCAGCAGCAGCCAGACAUGCAGCAGCAGCAGCAUCCGGGUAUGCAGCAUCAUCAGCACCCGGAUAUGCAGCAACAGCAGCAUCCAGACAUGCAGCAGCAACAGCAGCAGCAGAAUCUGGAUAUGCAGCACCAGCUGCAGCAGUAUCUGUAUCAGUAUUUGUAUCACCAUCUAUAUCCGGUUAUGCACCACUAUCUGCAUCCGGAUCUGCAUCACCACCUGCAUGAGUAUCUGCAUCAGUAUCUGCAUCAGUAUUUGCAUCAGUUUCUGCAUCACCAUCUGCAUCCAGAGCUGCAUCAGUAUUUGUAUCAGUAUCUGCAACAGUAUAUGCAUCCGGAUCCACAUCAGCCUCCGGAUCCUCAUCAGCCUCCAGAUCCUCAUCAGCCUCCGGAUCCACCUCAGCCUCCGGAUCCACAUCAGCCUCCGGAUCCACCUCAGCCUCCGGAUUCACAUCACCAUCAGCAUCCGGAUCCACAUCACCGUCAGCAUCCGGAUUCGCACCACCGUCAGCAUCCGGAUUCGCACCACCGUCAGCAUCCGGAUCCUCACCACCGUCAGCAUCCGGAUCCUCACCACCGUCAGCAUCCGGAUCCUCACCACCGUCAGCAUCCGGAUCCUCACCACCGUCAGCAUCCGGAUCCGCACCACCGUCAGCAUCCGGAUCCACACCACCAUCAGCAUCCGGAUCCCCAUCAGGAUUCACAUCAGGAUCCUCAUCAGGAUCCUCAUCCGAAUCCCCAUAUGGAUCCACACCUGCAUGCACAGUUGCAUCCACAGUUGCAUCCGCAGCUGCAUCCACAGCUGUAUCCGCAGCUGCAUCCACAGCUGUAUCCGCAGCUGCAUCCACAGCUGCAUCCGCAGCUGUAUCCGCAGCUGUAUCAGCAGCUGCAUCCACAGCUGCAUCCACAUGCACCAUUCUUCUACCACAUGGCUGGAUUCAGAGUUUUCCACCCUUUAAGGUAUUACUAUGUCCAGAAUGUGUAUACACCUGUGGAUGAGCAUGUCUAUCCGGGUCACCGGCUGGUUGACCCUAACAUUGAAAUGAUUCCUGGAGCGCACAGCAUUCCCAGUGGGCACUUGUACUCACUGUCUGAAUCUGAAAUGGCUGCCCUGCGAAAUUUUGUGGACAGGAAUGUGAAAGAUGGGCUCAUGACUCCCACCGUCGCACCCAAUGGAGCCCAAGUCCUGCAAGUGAAAAGAGGGUGGAAACUCCAAGUCACUUACAAUUGCCGAGCUCCACAGAGUGGUACCAUCCAAAAUCAGUACUUUCGCCUGUCUCUUCCAAAUAUGGGAGACCCUGCACACCUGGCAACCUAUGCUGAACUUGUCCAGGUUCCUGGCUACUACCCACUUCCUGCCUAUGUGGUCUAUACAGGUCAUCAUAUGAUGACUGCGUGGUACCCAGUAGGACGAGAUGUACAUGGAAGAAUAAUCCUUAUGCCUGUUAUAAUCACCUGGGGUCACCGCCAGCCUCCGGUGCCCCAGUAUCCUCCUCCGCAGCCACCACCGCCGCCGCCACCACCUCCACCACCACCACCUCCACCAGCAUCAUCCUACAGUGCUGCGUAGAUACCUGUCAUGUCCUUCAUAGUCUCUGCCCUCAACUUGAUCCUGUGCAGCUUCUCAAUCAAUGACUGUGCUACUGGAUCUUCAGGCUGCCUGAGGCACAGAGACACACAGGGCAGCUUCCAUCUUGACUGCCAAUUUGUAAGUUGACAAGCCUGGGUUUUACUUGUUAAAACCUCUCACCAUCUCAAUCACAGGCUGCCAAAUGUCUUUACAAAGAAGCUGAUACAAACACAGGCCAUGCAGAUUCCUUACAGAGGGAGAGAAGAAGGAGAGGAGGACGUGACCUGCCCGUAUCCUGGGCACCUUCUGAAGGAAGCCAGACUUUUAGGUGCAGUAUGGAAAGGCUUCCGUGAUUCUCUUGCUGCACCCUAUGAAACUUCACCAUCUUCAGACUCCAUUUCAUGAUUCCGUUAAUUUUCAAGGAGCAGCAACUUGAAACACCUCAGCUUGAACAGGAAGUGCUCUCUCAGACUGACUGUGACUGUACUUUAGAGCACUGGGCAUCGUUUUGAAGAUAUGGACUUCUAAGAAUGGAAUCUCUUGCUGCUACCUUGAAUCAUUUGUCUAACCUCUGUUUGAUUCUCUACCACUACCAUUAACCCUGCUGCAGGAUUUGUCACCGGUCUGCCUGACUGCUGGGACUCCAUUUUGCUGCUAUGCAAGGAGAUGAAAGAGGCAGGCCUAAAGGAGCACGUGUUUCAACACAGUCUCCAAUUGCCUAACGCAGUUUGAGCAGCAGGACAUAACAUGUUUUUUUUUAAUCUGUCAUGAAUCUUACUGGUGAAGUUUCCUUUUUCAUCAGCAUUAUCUUUCUUAUAGUUGAAUGUUUUAAGUAGUUUAGUGGGUUGGGUUUUUUUUUUUUUUUUUUUUUUGAAUUUUAAAGUGUUGGCUAUGCUUUCAGAAUUUCUAUUGACUUACAAUUGGGCCUUUAAAAAAUCACCAAAAGAAAUUAUUCGGAUUAAUUGGCUAUUGAUUCUUGUUCAGCGGACUCAGAAAGCUUGUCAACCACUGGAUGUUUUAUAAUUACUUUUAAAUGGUGCAUUUGUGCUUCUGGUUUUUUUUGGUUUUUGGUUUUUUUUUUUGUUUUGUUUUGUUUUGUUUUUUGUGAAGCAUCACUUCAGUUUACCUCAGAUCUCAAUUCCAUCCUUCAUGCAUUUUAACUCAUUUGAUCUUCAAGCUGCAGAGGGCCUAGAAAUGGGUCAUCAUCUGCAGCCCUGGCAGGUACACACAGACAUUGCCACCACUGCAAGCAAAUAAUUGGAGAAGUUGACCACCUCAGUCAGGGAGAUCAUGCUGGUGUGAGUUCAUAGCUCACAGACGACAUCUCUGACACUGGAUUGUUCUGAAGCUUGCCAUUGACUUUUUGGCAGUGUGUACCAUGCUUUAUACUCCUAUAUACACUCUAUAAAUGUUAGGCUAAGAAUAAGUGAUCUUAAAUUUACUCUAUAGUACUGAAAUUUUGUUAAGUUUCCUUUCUCUUGAUUUAUUUUGCGUCUGUUGAUCAAUUUUACAUUGUUUAUAUUGUUUUUUCUUUCAUUGGCAUUUCCAACAAAAGGUCUUUAUUCAUUUAUUAGGAAGAAAUUGGAAUGAAGGAGAAUACAAACUAGCAAAAUUAACUAAUUGGCUAUGGGCCCAAAUUUGCAUUCCUUAUUAAUUAAAGAUGAAGGAGAUGUGAGAGUUUCUAUUGCUGGUCAUGAAGUUCACCACCAAGAGUCAGUUUAGUUUGUACCAGGAGGCAUUUGGCUGAGAGUGAUUUGAGAUGGGCAUCUGUAUGAUGCAGUCUAGACUUGUGUUUAAGUUUACAGGUACCUCUUGGACUCCUGAAUUGAUCUCACUGUCACACAUCAUUGACAUCCCACAUCCCACACAGUUCCAAGAUUGGCGACAGAGAGCAUCCUGUUGGAGAGACCUGACCAGUCACGAAGGACCACCUGCAGAAGAGUCUGCAGGAACCAUGCUACAUACUCAGCUGGAGAGGGAACACGCAUCUAAUGGGAAUGGAUUGUUUUGCUUGUUUCAGAUUUUUGCUGUUGAGUUGUUAAACAUUGCAUUGUUUUUCUUUUUUUCUUUUUUUUUUUUUCCUAUAGUCGAUUAAGAAUAGGGGAUAGAUAAUCAUAAGUAUCUUGGGCUGGGAGGGACUGUUAAGUAAUCUUAGGUGGGUGGGUAAUUUAGGAAAUUAAGUUAGGAUAAUUAAGAUAAGAUAAGAUAAGUUAGAAUAAGAUAAGUUAGGAUAAGUUAGGAUAAGAUAAGUUAGGAUAAGAUAAAUUAGGAUAAGAUACAUAAGUUAGGAUAAGAUACAUAAGUUAGGAUAAGAUACAUAAGAUAGGAUAAGUUAGCUCACAUAGGAUAAGCAUAGGAUUAGAUUACAUAGGAUAAGUUAGAUCAAAUACCUCAACAAGUGGACGAGUGUACUUAUUUGUCCCUUACCCCUACCAACUGUACCUUUAAGGCUGAGCUCAGAGGGAACUACAGGGAAAUAAAUCAGUGUUUUAGGAGUGAAUUGAAGAUGGAUAAAAUUCUAGUGAAGGACGAUUAGAGUAAUCUAAUACAGGCUCUGGGAAUUAACUCAAGGGAUUUUAAGGAUUGCCAGAUGACAGUCAUCAUUGUUGGAUAAAACUGUUGCUGGAAUAAAGCUUGUAAUGUUGGAUAAAACUGUUGCUGGAAUAAAGCUUGUAAUGUUGGAUAAAACUGUUGCUGGAAUAAAGCUUGUAAUGUUGGAUGGUAAAUAUUGAUGGAAAUUGUACGAAAAUGAAUAAAAGCUCUUUCCCUACCCCCUCCCCUCCUCUUCUCUAUAACCUACCCCCUCUUUCCGUCCCCCCUCCCUAACCUACCCCUUCUUCCCUCUUACUCAAUAGCCCACCACUCCCCUUCCUAAUCCACCACUUUUCCCUUCCCUUUCCCUAACCCACCCCCUCUUCCCUCUAUCCCUCCAAAACCCACCCCUUCUUCCGUCCCCCCUCCCUAACCCACCCCUUCUUACCUCCCCCCCUCCCAACCCCACCCUUAAAACUUAUCGUAUUCUCUUUACUAUAUUUCUUUGUAUUACUAAAAGUGUAUUGAUGUUAAAAUAAAAAUUCAAUAAAUAAAGACUUAGUGAU
Arvicanthis niloticus (Nile rat) is the source of this 7202-nucleotide messenger RNA. It is a transcript of the gene Peg10, whose product is annotated as paternally expressed 10. The record is from RefSeq and is a predicted model, not a curated record. Gene Ontology annotation, molecular function: nucleic acid binding; zinc ion binding. Gene Ontology annotation, cellular component: cytosol. Lineage: Eukaryota; Metazoa; Chordata; Mammalia; Rodentia; Muridae.